UGUUUCUAGAUCCCGUCUACACAUUGAAGAAGCCAGCAUCUUAAAGGAGGCAACACUCGUUUUAUACAGAUCAGGUAUAGGUACUCAGGGGAAUUUUACGUACGCGCUAAAUAGUUCAUUUUCCAUACCUUCCUGGCUGUCCUGUGCAUUACAUUUAUCGUGCUUGUCUAAACUACUAUCUGUGCCAGUGCUGGUGUGAUGGCAAGACGGACCGUUCGGAUUUCGGCUCAUGAAACAUUUGUCAUACCAAAUGACCUCAAUGACGAACAGUUUGCUGAAAUAAAGAAAUCCUUCGAUGAGAUAGACGUGAAUCGCGAUGGAAGGUUAUCUAAACUGGAACUGACUAAGGCUUCAGCAGUCCUUGGUAUGAACCCAACAGAGAAGGAUAUCAAUGACAUGAUGAGGGAGGUGGACACCGACAAUGAUGGUUUCAUCAGUUUCAAAGAAUACGUAGCAAUAAUGAGAGAAAACUUCAAGGAAGUGGACUUCGAAAGAGAGCGAAUGUUAGCUGCGUUCAGAUGCAUAGACAAGGAUAACGACGGUUUUCUAACGUUACAGGAACUGAAAGCUGUACUCCUUCACAAAAACAAAGAUAUAACAAACGAAGAAAUAGAGGACUUUUUUAAAUACAUCGAUAAGGAUGGUGACGGGAAGAUAGAUUAUCAAGAAUUCAUCGAUUCCGAUUUAUGCAAUGUAGUAUUUUGAUCAUCGCACCAUCAAUGGAAUAUGUGAAAUCAGGAUUGCAACACUGAAGUAGCGCGAAUUGUCUCUGUAAAUCUCAGUUUUAUAUAUAUGGUAGAGAUAAGGAGUGUUAAGUUACGUUUGUGUUCCUUGUCAAUGACAACAUUUGCACAGAGUUUUUGCGACACCUUUUCCAAAGGAAUGAUUUUUAUCUACAAAUAUAUGUUGCUGUUAAAAAGUUUCCAACCCGUUUUUCACCUGAAAGAGUGACUUAUUACCUGUAUAUGAAGAUAAUCCUUUAACUGUGUCCAUUGAACAUUGUUUUAAUGCUUAGAUAUGUAGUUUACAUAUUAAUGUCCUUCCGUCAUCAUCUACAUGACGUAAAUUGUUUAAAUCUGACAUAUUUUCUCUAUGUGAAGCAAUGAAUUCAUGGUUUCUUUUUGGAAAUUUGAAUGUUAGAUAUGAAAUAAAUGAUGUUGCAAAUUC
Ostrea edulis (European flat oyster) is the source of this 1167-nucleotide messenger RNA. RefSeq names its product neo-calmodulin-like. NCBI's taxonomy places the organism in Eukaryota, Metazoa, Mollusca, Bivalvia, Ostreida, Ostreidae. The record is from RefSeq and is a predicted model, not a curated record. Bases 199 to 705 code for a protein of 168 amino acids. The transcript has 4 exons. Gene Ontology annotation, molecular function: calcium ion binding.